Molecule: messenger RNA, 9110 nt
Organism: Triplophysa dalaica
Lineage: Eukaryota; Metazoa; Chordata; Actinopteri; Cypriniformes; Nemacheilidae
Gene: tanc2b
Product: tetratricopeptide repeat, ankyrin repeat and coiled-coil containing 2b
Exons: 28
Coding region: 331-6840 (2169 amino acids)
Biological process (GO): regulation of dendritic spine morphogenesis
Cellular component (GO): dendritic spine
Molecular function (GO): protein binding
Source: RefSeq, a predicted model, not a curated record
CUGGAUUUUGUAAUAACGCGAUUGCAUCGUAUUUACGUUGCAGCUUUAAUGCAAGGGAAGCGUAUCGUUUUGAUUUAAUCCUCAACUGGCCCUCCGUGCCAUGUUACAAAAAAACACGGGCGUUUUUGAGAUAUAGAGCGGAGACACCGGCCAAAAUUUUGCUCCAAGUGUCUGCGGAAGGGAUCCGUCGAGGCUGGCGGAGGGGUGUAAUGAAACAGUCGAGGGAACGACGCAUCUCACGCAGGUUACAUGGAAGCCGGUGAGCGAAGGUGGGACGGAAAGUAAAACAUAAACAAGGCAUUCAGUUAGCCCCCUCUGCCUGCCACCAUCAUGUUGAGGAACAGCUUGAAGAUGCUGCUAAAAGGGGGGAAAACCAACAGGAAGAGUCGUAACAGCAGUGAUGGUGGGAACAAGGGCACCAUAGACAUUCAGACCUCCAGCCUGGAUCCCCUUAACUUCAUUGGACAGGGUAGUAGCAGUACAGACAGUGACUGUGCCUUUGAGAGUGAUUAUGCCGUUCCACCACUUUCCAUGAAUGAGGAACUACAGCACAUUCGUACAAUGGAGGGGGUCUCGCGAUCUCUCCCAUCAUCCCCUCUACUCACCCACCAGAAUGGCAACUCAAGGCUACCACCUGUAAGGAACAUCUUUGACACAGCCACAGGGGGGUUAGGUCCAGAACUAGGCCCCCCUCCCUCUGUGGACGAGGCAUCGAACACGUUGAUGACUCGUCUAGGAUUCCUUUUGGGAGAUAAAGUCAACGAGGGGUCUCAAGGGCAACAGUACAGCAUGGAUGAGUCUGAUGAUGCACAGGGUCUAGGAGCCAGCGGGAGGAUGAGUCCGUGUUCUACCCUGACCAGCAGUACCGCUUCCCCGCCUGCCUGCAGUCCCUGCUCCACGCUCCCCCCUGCAGGUCCGGGACAUCACGUCACCAGCCCAACGUCCACCCUGGAGAGCAGAGACAGCGGCAUUAUUGCCACGCUCACUAGUUACUCUGAGCCUAUGGACAGGAGUGGAAAACAUAGCGAUAGUUCUCGAGGCAGUAGCCUGAAGCUCUGGCACUCACACAGAUCCACCCUGGACUCCAGUCUGUACCGCGUGGAUGAAAACAUGGCCGCCUCAACCUACAGCCUCAACAAGAUCCCUGAACAAAGCUCCACCCAAUAUUCUUCUAACCCCACCCCCCUCUACCUCAUGCCCCGCCCUAACUCAGUGGCAGCCACCAGUUCGGCCCAUUUGGAGGACCUGGCAUACCUGGAUGAGCAAAGACACACCCCGCUACGCACCUCACUGCGAAUGCCCCGUCAAAACAUGGCUAUGGGCCGCUCCGGGCAGGACCUGAGAGCUUCCGCUAACAGUCAUGCCUGGCAGUCUCAGUCACUGCGAUUUGCUCCAUACCGACUGCAGGAUAUAGCUCUGAAGCCCUUGCUUUUCGAGGUGCCCAGCAUUACAAUGGAUUCCGUGUUUACUGGUCGUGAUUGGCUCUUCCAAGAGAUUGACGCCUACUUGCGCACCGCCCACUCUGCCACCAAUCGUGGCGUCGUCCUGGUGGGCAACAUUGGAUACGGCAAGACGGCCAUUAUAUCACGCCUUGUGGCUCUUAGUUGCCAUGGAAACCGCAUGCGACAGAUCGCUUCAGACAGCCCACAAGCUUCACCUAAACAUGGAGACAGUAUACCUCUCACUCAGUCGCAGCCUUCCCAUGGUACACUAGGAGGAAGUUGCCCUGGAACUCCCGAAAUGAAGAGGAGACAGGAGGAGGCGAUGAGGAGGCUUGCCUCACAGGUUGUGGCGUAUCACUACUGCCAAGCAGAUAACGCCUACACCUGUCUGGUGCCCGAGUUCGUACACAACGUGGCAGCGCUGCUGUGCCGUUCACCACAGCUUGCCGCAUACAGAGAACUGCUGUUGAAGGAGCCUCACAUACAGAGCAUGCUCAGUCUGCGGGCUUGUGUCCAAGAUCCGCCCACUGCCUUCAGACGAGGGGUGCUCGAACCUCUGGAUGCACUUUAUAAAGAGAGGAAGAUCACUGCUGAUGAAGACUUCAUCAUCCUCAUUGACGGUCUAAAUGAAGCAGAGUUCCACAAACCAGACUAUGGUGACACGAUCGUCUCUUUUCUCUGUAAAACUAUCAGCAAGUUCCCAGCGUGGCUCAAACUGGUGGUGACUGUCAGAACCUCCUUGCAGGAAAUCACCAAAGCUCUCCCAUUCCACCAAAUGUCUCUUGACGCCCUAGAUGAAAAUGAUGCCAUUGACCAGGAUUUGCAGGGCUACAUCCUGCAUCGCAUCCACAGCAGUGCAGAGAUCCAGAAUAACAUCUCCCUUAAUGGCAAAAUGGACAACACCAGCUUUGGCAAGCUCAGUUCCCAUCUUAAAGCCCUCAGCCAAGGCUCGCUUCUUUACCUAAAGCUUACCUUUGACCUGAUAGAGCGUGGCUACCUGGUCCUCAAAAGCUCCAACUACAAGGUUGUCCCAGUCAGCCUUGCUGAAGUCUACCUUCUGCAAUGUAAUAUGCGCUUCCCGACACAGUCAUCCUUUGAAAGGGCCCUGCCGCUACUCAAUGUGGCCUUGGCCUCGCUGCACCCUCUGACAGACGAACAGAUCUAUCAAGCCAUCAAUGCCGGCUCUCUGAAGGGCACCUUGGAAUGGGAAGACUUUCACCAGAGGAUGGAGAAUUUGUCAGUGUUCCUUGUGAAAAGACGGGAUGGAACACGCAUGUUCGUGCACCCUUCCUUCAGGGAAUGGUUGAUAUGGAGGGAGGAGGGAGAGAAGACCAAGUUUUUGUGCGAUCCCAGGAAUGGCCAUACUCUACUGGCUUUUUGGUUCUCUAGACAAGAAAACAAACUAAACAGACAACAGACAAUUGAGUUGGGCCACCACAUACUUAAAGCACACAUAUUCAAGGGCCUGAGUAAGAAGGUUGGAGUUUCUUCAUCCAUCUUGCAAGGGUUGUGGGUGUCCUACAGUACAGAGAGUUUAUCUACUGCUCUUUCAUCGCUUAGAAACCUUUAUACUCCUAACAUAAAGGUGUCGCGAUUGCUGAUAUUGGGUGGUGCUAAUGUGAACUAUCGUACAGAGGUACUGAACAACGCUCCAGUGUUUUGUGUGCAUGCACAUCUCGGCUACAUGGAUAUGGUGAACCUGUUGCUGGAAUACGGCGCCACUGUAGAUUCUGCAUCCGAGAGCGGCCUCACUCCUCUGGGCUACGCAGCUGCCGCGGGACACCUGGGGAUAGUUACUGCUCUCUGCAAGAGAAAAGCAAAGCUGGAUCACUUAGACAAAAAUGGCCAGUGUGCCCUCGUGCACGCUGCUCUCAGGGGUCACCUGGAGGUGGUGAAGUUUCUAAUUAAGAAUGACUGGGGCUCUGAUGGUCAUCAGACACAACUUCAAACCCCCUCCCCAACUCAGUCCCAGGACACGCCCUCUCCGAUGCAGCCACAAGACUCACUCUCUCCCACAGAGCUCCAGGACACGCCCUCCCCUACCCAGGACACCCCCCAGAAAUCCCAGCCCUCCAGCCCUGAGCAGAUCGUAGAACAGGCUGAUUCAUCACAGACACCAGAGGAGUCAGAGCAGAAGCCAGAGACCAAUUCAGAAGAGCAAGAGGAGACUCGGGAAGAGUCAGAACAGCAGACAGAAGUGCAAGCUAAGCCACAGACAUCACCACAACAUCCGGCCUUCAAUAAGAGUCUUGCAGUACAACAGGCCCUCAUCGCAGCAGCGAGUAUGGGUUAUGCAGAGAUUGUUUCUUAUCUUUUGGAUUUACCUGAGAGGCAUGAAGUGGAUGCUCAAAGUGCUCAGAUUAACAGCUACGAUACCUUAUGGGGUGAAACAGCAUUAUCAGCUGCAGCAGGGCGAGGAAAGCUGGAUGUCUGUCGACUGCUAUUGGAGCUGGGCUCUUCUGUGACCCAACCCAACCGAAGAGGGGUUCUGCCACUUUUUAGUUCUGUGCAUCAAGGGCACUGGCAGAUUGUGGACCUGUUGGUGAGUCAUGGGGCAGAUGUGAAUUUGGCCGAUAAACAGGGGCGUACUCCGCUCAUGAUGGGCGCAUCAGAAGGACAUGUGGACACGGUUGAUUUCCUAUUGGCUCAGGGUGCAAUAAUGGAUUUUACGGAUAAGGAGGGACUCACGGCACUCAGUUGGGCAUGUUUGAAAGGACAUCUGUCUGUCGUUCGCUGCUUGGUGGAAAGGGGCGCGACAGCAGACCAUGCAGAUAAAAAUGGACGAACGCCUCUUGACCUGGCUGCAUUUUAUGGGGACUCAGAUGUGGUGCAGUUUCUGGUGGAUCACGGGGCAUUAAUAGAGCAUGUUGACUACAGUGGGAUGAGACCUUUGGAUCGAGCUGUGGGCUGCAGAAACACCUCAGUAGUGGUUGCUCUUCUAAAGAAAGGAGCCAAAAUUGGAUGCCAGACGCUGCCAAGUCGGCACAAAGGAGGUCCUGCCACCUGGGCAAUGGCAACAUCGAAACCCGACAUCAUGAUUAUUCUUCUGAGUAAACUCUUGGAGGAAGGAGAUGGCUUCUAUAAGAAGGGUAAAGUGAAGGAGGCGGCUCAGCGCUAUCAGUACGCUCUGAAGAAAUUUCCCCGUGAAGGAUUAAGUGAGGACCUGAAGACCUUCAAGGAACUCAAAGUGUCCUUGUUCUUGAACCUGUCUCGCUGCCGGAGGAAAAUGAAUGACUUUGGAAUGGCGGAAGAGUUUGCUACUAAAGCCCUGGAACUGAAGCCUAAGUCAUAUGAAGCAUACUAUGCUAGAGCCCGUGCCAAGCGUAGCAGCAGGCAGUUCAUUGAAGCUCUAGAAGACCUGAGGAACGCUAUGAAGCUGUCUCCAAACAAUCGUGAGAUCCAGCGUCUUCUUCAGCGUGUGGAGGAGGAGUAUAGGCAAAUUACCCAACCAGAGGAACCAGAGCUUGAGCCUCCUCCAUCUCCACCUCCAUCUCCCUUACCAGUAGAAGAAGAUGAGGAGCCCCCUCAUCACACCCCUCCACCAGAGCCAAGGCUAGAUGAUAUGGAACCUGUCCAAGACUUAUUCGAGGAUGAUGACUUCCUGGAACAAGAGCUAGAAUCUGUCUCCAUUGGCCUUGCCACUGACAUUCGCUCAAACGCUUCAAACAUGGCCAUUUUACGUAGUCCACCCCUCUCUCCUGAUCAUCAUGACACCGGCUACCUAUCUGGUGGGCAAGCCUUUGAGUUCCACCCGAGUUCCUCGUCCAUGUCAUCCCCCACCCAUCACAGUUAUCAGUCAACCUCUCCAUGUAUCUCCCCCACACAUCAAAACUCCCACUACCGCCAGAGUCCCCCCCACACCUCACCCGCCCAUCAGUCCUCCUACCGGUUUAGCCCUCCACCCAUGGGCAGUGGAGGCAACCAGGGAAUGGACUACCAGAGUCCUCCACCUUCCCCUCUUCGGCGUGGGGUUCCCUUCAGGGCUAGCCCCCCAGUGGAGAGUGUGUGUUUGUAUCGUUCCCAGUCUGGGUCUCCAGUCCGCUACCAGCAAGAUCCUUUACCUAGCCGACCUAAAUCACCACUGUUAAAGAUGAGCAGCCAGCGCUCCUUCCAGCUCCAGUCACAGCCUUCCCAGAGCUCCCAGUCCAGCCAGCACCACCAGGCCCAAGGCCUUCGUCUUCAGCCCUCUGUGGCACAGAUUGUCCGUACUAAUCAGCCCAGCAACAAUGUGUACAGCCAUUUGCCUCAUCCACUCAACAGCAGGUACCAGGGAAGUUCCAUGGAUAUGGACCGGGAAAGAGAGCGGGAGCCCAGGCUGGUAUACCAACCCUCACUGGAUAGCCGGUCUAUGUCUCAAGUGCAGUCCAGCCUUAAUCUCUGUCAGCACAGUGGUCGAGGUGGGCCUGGUGGAGUUCUAGAAUCAAAUUUAUGCAAGGAUGAAAUCCCUCAACGUCCUGCUUCAGCCUACCGUUCAACAACAGGAGGUCCUGGAGGCAUGCGCUUCAGCCAAACCCCCCAAAUAAGCCGGAGUCAGUCUGCUGCAUACUACCCUGUGUCCAAACAUGACCUUGAGAGGGCAGUGGCAGCCUCCGCUCUGCCUCAGUGCCAAUUGGGCUCUCCGGAGAUCCCACACCUUGUGCGCAGACCUAUUAGUGCGAACACAAGUGACCUAAAGCAGCAUGUACCAACCCCCAGACCGCUGAUCCAUUCACAGAGUGUAAAUCUUCGCUUCUCUCCCUCCAGCGGUAAUAUCUCCUCAGGCUCUAGCUGCAAUCUCGCUCCUGGCUUCAGACCUUCCACUUCUAUGGCCCAAAUGGAAAUCCCAUUGCAGGUUGCGUACGACCGAAGCUUUGAUGAGCCAUCUGCCCUCUCUCCCUCUCAAAGCGGGCUCUACUCGGGUGAACCUGCUCGAUCCCGGACAACUCCGUUCAUGGGUGUGAUUGACAAGACUGCAAGGACUCAGCAGCAGUAUCUUCACCAGCCAUCCCGAGCUUGGCCUGUGUCAUCCCUGGAAUCGAUUAUCACUAGCCCCACAUCACCUGGCAAUUUGAUCCACCAGGCCUCCACUGCCUCUUACAGUCCACCCACAUCGCUAGGUAAUAUCGCCUACUACAAUAAGACCAAUAAUGCCCAGAAUGGACACAUGCUGGAGGAGGAGUUCUAUGUCCAGCCACAGCCCUCCUCUUUAGGCAAGCUUGCCAAUGGAGGGGCCCGCGAUCGAGACCUUCUUGAGCGCGUGAGCCAGAUGCCCACAUACCAGGAUGUUAAAGUGGCGCGGACGAUGCCCGUGGCUCAGGCCUACCAGGAGAAUAUGUACCGGCAGUUGUCCCGUGAUGCCAGACAAGGUCCCACCUCGCCCAUCAAACCAAAGAGACCCUUUGUGGAGUCAAACGUUUAAUAGGCACCCAUUAGGGUGGGCACAAAGGUGUGUGUGAAAAUGAAUGUUUGUGUCAGCUCUUGUGUGAGGGACGGUGUAGAUGCAGGAUAUUAAAAUCAGUAUUUUGUGUAGAACUACAUAGGAGAAAAUGCUUUUAAUAAACAUAAAAUACAAAUACCCGUGCCUACUUUAGGUCAACGCUAUCUGUUGGAAUAAACCUAGUUUUAAGAACUUGGGUGGUGGACAGGUUCCAAAUACCCGGACAGUGCCCUUUUAGAGUAUUAGAAUACAGUAUGUCAAAAUGAAAAACAUUCAUUAAAGCUCUGCACAUUUUAGGAAAGCACAUUUCUUGAUGUCCCAACGAAAGAGGCCUACAGUACAUGCAGAGAAAGAGUUUACCUUGCCAUCGUUUCCUGCACUAAAGUGUAGAAGAAACUGGGAAUCUGUGUUAAACUUAUUCCCACCCUCACUUAUCUCUUCCCAUUUAAGCUAAACUAAACUGCUACAGUAGGCUUUCUGGACAUCACAAUGUUGGGUUGUUGUUCAAUACUGUAAAAAGUGAAAAUGAUGUUUGGGUAAAUUUAAUAUGUAGUUACAGAAGGAAAAAGGAAUAUUUAUAUUUAAGUUAUAUAAUAUAUUAUGAUGUAUAGAAAUAUUGAAGCAGUUUUUGUGUCAGUUUUAGUUCGUUUUCUUUCAUUUUGUAUCUUUUGAGUUUGCUUUUUCGAAACAUUUUCAAUUGACUGGAGGUUGUUAUUUUAACAGUGAUUACCUUAGAAUUCUGGCUCACAAGCAGAAAUAUUGUGUCAAAUUAACAAUUGUAUAGUGGCAAUAAUGUUCAUUUAAUCAAUUUCUUUGUAAUAAGCUUGAUAUGCUAAUUUUCAAGUAACCCUCAUUUUGUCCUUAAUAUCAAGUGUCUUAUUUAAAAGAUUAGCUCAGUUUAUCACCAAACACUGGAAUGGCAGAAGUGCCAUAUUUCAAUGGAAGAAUGUAUUACACCAUCGUAGAUGCUACAUAUACUCUAGAGUAUGUAAAGUACACAAAAACAGUUUCAGGGCAGUUUGUGAGGUACUUGUAGUAUUUGAUCUCUUGUUUUAAGAAAUGAAAUAUUGCAUUUUCACAGAGACGCAUCAGUAUAUCAAGUAAAAUAUGUUUGUUUUAACUUUAAUUCAUAGUUUUGGUUUGCACUGUCUGUGACAUUCUAAAAAAAGAGAGCACUUUAUUCAUUGAUAAGGAUUGUUUGGGAAGCAAACAUCGGAGGGUUGGAGAGGCGGUUUUUGGAUCUGGGAUGGAACAUCCUUACUAACAUAUGUUCAGUUAACACUGGAAAAUGACCUGUGAUUAGUUGUACUACUAGAAAACAAAAUAGCAGUCAUUGUCCUUGGUGCAAUUCUGAUUUUUUCAAGCAAAUGAAUGAACAAUAAUAAUAUAAAAGAGCAAAAUUACGUUUUUAAAAAGAUAUAAAAUGUGUAUAUAACAGCCUUUAUAGAGCGCAGUGUAUUUGCUGUAUAUAGUGGCCAAAUGUGUUUAUGCAUACAAAAUCCUGCUCUCCUCUUCAUAAUAAAGCGUGAAAGGGACUUAAAACGAGCCUUAUGUGUCAAACACAGUACAGAGGCAUCACACACUCCCGAUAAGCAAACCAGCCAUUUUGAAAUAGUGUAUUUGUAGUGUAAAAAACAUAUUCAGCUAGUUUAUUUUGAAGUUCUCUGCUUCACAAUGCAAUAUUAUUAACACGCAGAGCUUAACUGUGGCUUCGGUCAGAUCUUCUCAAAAAUAGAGCGUCGGACUAAUAUCUAGAUCGCUUUUCUUAAAGCAAACCAUAUUCACAUUUCUACAGCUGUCAGUGUAAACCUGCUUUGAGAGAUCCCUCAUCUUCAAAUACUGGGAGGGAGAGUUAAAUUCAGAAAUAGCACCAACAAUCCCUGAUCAUACAGGACUCUGAGGGUCUUGUAGUUUUUUUAGUGUGUUAUUUUUGCUGUACAUAAUCUGACGCAUGACUGAUCCUCUAUUCCCCCUGAAAACACGCACACACAUCAACAAUUCUGCAGUAUGCCUCCAAAAGAGGGGAAACAAAACACAAAGGGUUGACAAAAAAUCUACACCAAACCCAACAGUAUAGAUGUGACAUUUACCUCUGAAGGCUUUGACCAUUAUUUUUUAUUUUUUCAGUUAGAGUUUUGAGUUGAUUUUAAUGUACUUGCUUGCUAAGCAGAGUUUCUCGUCUGUAAAUGUGAGCUUUCAGAGCGCUGUGACAACGUUUAACGACAUCAAUAAACCAGAAUGUGUUUUUAUCA